AUGCGUGCCAGCCUCGUCGCCGUGGCCCUGGCCGCCCUCGUCCCAACUUCCGUUGCGCUCGCCGCUCGCCGUCAAAACCAGGUCCUGGGCGAGUUCCGUCUCCACACGGUCAAGAAUUGCUCAGCGGGAACCACCGGGACCUUGAUGGCUUUUGAUGACCCGUGGCACCGUGAAUGCCAAAGGUUUACCGGCAUCCCGAUCCAGUCUCUCUUUGUUACUCGGCUGAGCGCGCAUUGCACGCUCUACCUGUACACGGAUGAAGAUUGCACCAUGGGCGAGCAAGAAGAUGCCAAGGAAUAUGAGUGCUACCACGGUGCUCCAUUUUGGAGGUCAUGGAAAAUAGCGUGCUAG
Messenger RNA from Metarhizium album ARSEF 1941, 351 nucleotides. RefSeq lists its product as uncharacterized. The record is from RefSeq and is a predicted model, not a curated record. The transcript has 2 exons. Lineage: Eukaryota; Fungi; Ascomycota; Sordariomycetes; Hypocreales; Clavicipitaceae. Bases 1 to 351 code for a protein of 116 amino acids.